UUCCGGAAAAUAAAUCCGUGAGUCUGAUUCCGGAAAAUAAAGACAAAAGAGAAAGAUGAUGAAGCAGGCGAGAUUUCUGGAUUGGUAUCUGAAGAUCGGGAUUGGAUCGGCUAUCGUCGGCGGAGGAAUGGAGUUCUUCAUGAUCAACACUGGUUUCUACGACAAGGUUACUGUACUAGAAGCCGAGAAACGUGCCUAUGAAAAUUCUCCUGAAGCUCAAGCCGUGAGAGAAGCUCUUAAUCCCUGGAGAAACAAGGACGCUGAAGCUACCAAAACUCCUCCUUAGUGAUCACUCAUUAAGUUUCGAGAUAUCAACUUUGCAAAUGCUCGCUCAUUCAAUCUCUGCUGUUUUGAGAUUUAAAGUUUUUCCUUUCUGCCUUUUUUUUUCCGUUUGCUAAAUGUAGCAGCUUUCAACACAUUUAUAUGUUAUGAAUCAAGAAGAUAUAACAUGCUUUACGUCUUUA
Messenger RNA from Brassica napus (rape), 464 nucleotides. RefSeq lists its product as uncharacterized. Lineage: Eukaryota; Viridiplantae; Streptophyta; Magnoliopsida; Brassicales; Brassicaceae. Bases 56 to 286 code for a protein of 76 amino acids. The transcript has 2 exons. The record is from RefSeq and is a predicted model, not a curated record.